Messenger RNA from Zalophus californianus (California sea lion), 3486 nucleotides. It is a transcript of the gene ARAF, whose product is annotated as A-Raf proto-oncogene, serine/threonine kinase. The record is from RefSeq and is a predicted model, not a curated record. Gene Ontology annotation, cellular component: cytosol; mitochondrion. The transcript has 16 exons. NCBI's taxonomy places the organism in Eukaryota, Metazoa, Chordata, Mammalia, Carnivora, Otariidae. The coding region runs from base 282 to 2102 and encodes 606 amino acids. Gene Ontology annotation, molecular function: protein kinase activity; ATP binding. Gene Ontology annotation, biological process: signal transduction; protein phosphorylation.
GGAACACGACCCACAUUCCGCCGGUCUUGCCUUGACAGGCGUGACCCUAACCCAAUAAGGAUGGAGGACUGAAUCCAGCGGAGCCAAUGGCGAAAGUCCGAGGGGCGGUGGAGGCGGACUCUGCGAGGAAACAAGAAGACAGGCCCAAGAUGGAGGCGGCGGUGGCCGUAGCGGCGUGACAGACUAUCAUUACUGGACCUCUGAAUUCCUCCUGUGUUCUAGGAGCCCCAUGGCACCUGCUCAGCCCCGCCUCAGCCCGUCUUGACAAAGUCCUAGGCUCCAUGGAGCCGCCACGGGGCCCCCCUGCCAACGGGGCCGAGCCAUCCCGGGCAGUGGGCACUGUCAAAGUAUACCUGCCCAACAAGCAACGCACGGUGGUGACUGUCCGGGAUGGCAUGAGUGUCUACGACUCUCUAGACAAGGCCCUCAAGGUACGGGGUCUCAAUCAGGAUUGCUGUGUGGUCUACCGGCUCAUCGAGGGGCGAAAGACAGUCACCGCCUGGGACACGGCCAUUGCCCCGCUGGAUGGAGAGGAGCUCAUCGUAGAGGUCCUUGAAGACGUCCCACUGACCAUGCACAAUUUUGUACGGAAGACGUUCUUCAGCCUGGCGUUCUGUGACUUCUGCCUUAAGUUUCUGUUCCACGGCUUCCGCUGCCAAACCUGUGGCUACAAGUUCCACCAGCAUUGUUCCUCCAAAGUCCCCACAGUCUGUGUUGACAUGAGCACCAACUGCCGACAGUUCUACCACAGUGUCCAGGAUUUGUCCGGAGGCUCCAGACAGCACGAAGCUCCCUCACACCGCCCCCUGAAUGAGCCGUUAACCCCUCAGGGUCCCAGCUCCUGCACCCAGCACCGCGAGCCUGAGCACUUUCCCUUCCCCGCCACUGCCAACGCCCCUCUCCAGCGCAUCCGCUCCACGUCCACUCCCAACGUCCACAUGGUCAGCACCACAGCCCCCAUGGACUCCAGCCUUGUCCAGCUCGCCGCCCCGAGUUUCAGCACCGAUGCUGCCGGUAGUAGAGGUGGUGGCGAUGGAGCCCCCCGGGGGAGCCCCAGCCCGGCCAGCGUGUCCUCGGGGAGGAAGUCUCCCCAUUCCAAGUCCCCGUCAGAACAGCGGGAGCGGAAGUCCGUGGCCGAUGACAAGAAGAAAGUGAAGAAUCUGGGGUACCGGGACUCGGGCUAUUACUGGGAGGUGCCGCCCAGUGAGGUGCAGCUGCUGAAGAGGAUCGGGACAGGCUCGUUUGGCACCGUGUUUCGCGGGCGGUGGCAUGGCGAUGUGGCCGUGAAGGUGCUCAAGGUGGCCCAACCCACAGCUGAGCAGGCCCAGGCCUUCAAGAACGAGAUGCAGGUGCUCAGGAAGACACGGCAUGUCAACAUCUUGCUGUUCAUGGGCUUCAUGACGCGGCCGGGCUUCGCCAUCAUCACGCAAUGGUGCGAGGGCUCCAGCCUCUACCACCACCUGCAUGUGGCCGACACGCGCUUCGACAUGGUCCAGCUCAUUGACGUGGCCCGGCAGACUGCCCAGGGCAUGGACUACCUCCAUGCCAAGAACAUCAUCCACCGAGAUCUCAAGUCUAACAACAUCUUCCUACAUGAGGGGCUCACAGUGAAGAUCGGUGACUUUGGCCUGGCCACGGUGAAGACACGAUGGAGUGGGGCCCAGCCCUUGGAGCAGCCCUCAGGCUCCGUGCUAUGGAUGGCAGCUGAGGUGAUCCGUAUGCAGGACCCGAACCCCUACAGCUUCCAGUCGGAUGUCUACGCCUAUGGGGUCGUGCUCUAUGAGCUCAUGACCGGCUCGCUGCCUUACAGCCACAUUGGCAGCCGUGACCAGAUUAUCUUUAUGGUGGGCCGUGGCUAUCUGUCCCCGGACCUCAGCAAAAUCUCCAGCAACUGCCCCAAGGCCAUGCGGCGCCUGCUGUCUGACUGCCUCAAGUUCCAGCGGGAGGAGCGUCCCCUCUUCCCCCAGAUCCUGGCCACCAUUGAGCUGCUGCAGCGGUCACUCCCCAAGAUUGAGCGGAGUGCCUCUGAACCCUCCUUGCAUCGCACCCAGGCCGAUGAGCUGCCUGCCUGCCUGCUCAGCGCAGCCCGCCUUGUGCCUUAGGCCCUGCCCCCAGCCACCAGGGAGCCAAUCUCAGCCUGCCACACCAAGGAGCCCUGCCCACCAACCAAUCAAUGUUCUGUUUCCGCCCCGAUCACUGCCUCAGGAUCCCCCAUCCCCGUCCUAGGAGAUGAGUGGGUCCCCAUGUGCUUUUCCAGUUCCUCUGGAAUUGGGGGCCCCCCCCAAAGACCGAGACCCCUGCUGCCUCCAUGAUUUGGUUUCCUCUUGGCUUUGGGGAUACUUCUAAAUUUGGGAGCUCCUCCAUCUCCAAUGGCUGGGAUUUGUGGCAGGGAUCCCACUCAGAACCUCUCUGGAAUUUGUGCCUGAUGUGCCUUCCACUGGAUUUUGGGGUUCCCAGCACCCCCUUUGGAUUUGGGGGGCCCCCUCUGUGUCUUCCCCACCAUUCAAGGACCCCCCCCCCCCCCGUCCACCAAGAAGCACAGAAUUCUGCUGGGCCUUUGCUUGUUUAUUUUGCUUCCCGACUCUUCUCGUGGGGUUCAGAGCCGCUGAAGGGUGGGGGUGAGUCCAGGCAAGGAGUGGUUGGGGGCGAAGUGCGGACCACACAAACAGCGCCACUGCACGCAUCACCACAGGCGGCACGAGGAACGAAGACCACGUAUGCCAAGCACGGCACAAGAGGAGGCCACGUCAGUCACAGACACAGACAUCACAGCAAAGGUGGGGAAGCGGAGGACCACUGGCCCUCCAUGUGCAAAGGAUUCUGGGAGGAUGGGUGGAGUUUGCAUAUUUAAAGAUAGCUGUCAGAGGCAGGAAAGUGGGAGUAUGGGUCCCUGGGGAACAGAAGGGUCCUAGCAGUGGGAGGGCCUCCCAAUGUGUUGAAUGGGGCUGGGGGCGGGUAGGAGAAAUCCCUGCGGGGCAUCUGACGAGGUGGCUCUCCAGAGAUGGGAGAUCCGUAGAAAGGGGCUCCAAGGCAGGGGUUUCUUAAGGAUUUCGGAAAUUCUGAUGGGGAACACGGCGCACUUGAGAGAUCUGGGACCAGGAGAACGGUUUUCCAAGAAUUUCAGGGCUCCAGGAGGGGCCUUAGCGGUGUCAGGGCCAGAACGGGUUGCCUGGUGUUUGGGAGCUUCUGGGAAGGAAAGUGCACUCCGGGGCGGCCGGGAGUAGAGGUCUUUGGGAGUUUGGAGGUUCUACAACUGAAAAGUAAGUCUUGAGGUGGCCGGGAGUGGUUUUUUAAAAGGACUUGGGGAUUCCAAAAGUGAGAACUGGUGUUAGAAGCAGGAGUGAGGGGUUCCCCAGGGACUUGGGCAUUCCGCGGAGUGAGAAGAGGGAUCUUGGCGGACCAGGAGAGGGCUUCUCAAGAGAUUUGGAGACUCCAAAAGUGAGAAAUGGAUUCAGGGCCCAGAGGGGGGUUGCCCAGGAGGAAUUA